Molecule: messenger RNA, 1106 nt
Organism: Soboliphyme baturini
Lineage: Eukaryota; Metazoa; Nematoda; Enoplea; Dioctophymatida; Soboliphymatidae
Source: the annotation of a GenBank genome assembly
AUGAACGAGGAAGAGAAGGAGAAGGAGAAGGAGAAGGAGAAGGAGAAGGAGAAGGAGAAGGAGAAGGAGAAGGAGAAGGAGAAGGAAAAGGAAAAGGAAAAGGAAAAGGAGAAGGAGAAAGAGAAGGAAAAGGAAAAGGAAAAGGAGAAGGAAAUGGAGAGGGUUGGAUGGAAAACCAGGAAAAGAAUGGAGUCGUUGAUGGACAGGCAUGGCUUAGCAUUGGCAAGAGUUGUCCCCGGUGCCAACGAAUAUUAUGGCAAACGCCUUGGAGUCAUUCACGAGACGAAGUUCCCCGGCAAAGUAAUAUACUACAACUGCCAUGGCGUUGUUUGGGUUGGAAACGCCACCCGGCUACUGUUGUCUCGCUUCAAGUAUAAACCGUCAGUUUUUAAUCAAGAAAACAUCACGUUUUGGAUUGGGCCAGCAGAAACUACCGGAUUCAUCAAUAAAGAUAUGGUGCCAAGCGAAAAUGGCGUUUACCUCAAGCCGAAGUUGCUGAAGCCUCGCACCCUCUGGAACGCGUCAAGCUCGUAUCUUUUGGUUAACGAGACGAACCACAAAUCGCUCAACUUGAAGGAUAUAGUAAGCCUGGUGGCUAAAAGAGCUCAGCAGAUGAAAAAGUCUGAAAGCAUCAUGCAGCAUCCUGAAGCAGCAGACAGUAACAUCGAGCAUGACAAUGCAACGGAAAUGAAGCCAAGAAAGAUAUACAUUUUGACCGGCGGCGACCUUCCGAUUCCGGUGACAAAUCGGCCUGCGGAAAACACCGCGUCUGUAUCAACGGUUCAGUCUGCGGUAAAAAUAGAAUCAGACAAACACAGACAGAAACGACAGCUCGCCAAUCUGUGGAAACUCGUCUUCGACCGUCUCCAAAGGAAGAUAGCAAACGAAAACAUUCGUGGUGAUGACAAGCAAAACGCAUCGAUGAACGACGUCUCAGGGAUUCAGCCUCUGCGAUGGUACAAUGGUAAGGAGGUGUUGGUGCUGGAGUUGCCAGCUGGCACGAGCGUCGCUGACUUUCAGUGGCUUUCCUUGUACGACCACGGAAAUAGAGUAAUGAUUAUCGUUCAUCAUUUCAAUUCAGAGCAUUUCUUCUUAACUGACUGAGG